Messenger RNA from Halteromyces radiatus, 2938 nucleotides. RefSeq names its product ras guanine nucleotide exchange factor domain-containing protein. The record is from RefSeq and is a predicted model, not a curated record. The transcript has 10 exons. Gene Ontology annotation, cellular component: plasma membrane. Gene Ontology annotation, biological process: Ras protein signal transduction; positive regulation of GTPase activity. Gene Ontology annotation, molecular function: guanyl-nucleotide exchange factor activity. Bases 256 to 2688 code for a protein of 810 amino acids. Lineage: Eukaryota; Fungi; Mucoromycota; Mucoromycetes; Mucorales; Cunninghamellaceae.
UUUUUUUUUUUUCCUUUUCCUUUUCCUUUACUUCUUCUUUUUUUCUUUCUUUAUUCAACGUUAUUUACUUUGUUCUUCUACUUAGACUAUUAUCAUUCAAAACAAAUUCCUAUUUUUCUAGUUGGUUUGGAACCCGACGAUUGGUCAUUAUCUCGACAACAACAAGUGGAUUUUACUAUAGGCGAACAUCUUUCUCAGCUCUUCUCUAUCCCUUUUUACGAAAUCAAUAUCAAUAAUACUCUGAAUAUUCAACAAAUGUUUAUCAACUUGAUAAGACAAUGUAUUAAACCACUUUCUGAAUCAUCAAUAAAGAAAGAAUCUCCUCCAUUUAAUGAUUCUCUCAUGACAACUAAUGAUUUAGAUCCUUUGCCUACUUUGAAUCAUCUUCCUUUGGUUGGAUUCGUAUAUGCUCCGACAACAGCACAUGACAACUCUUCUACUCAUUGGUCUCCUCAAAAUUCCUUACAAACUUCAAGUAAACCGUCAUCCGAUAAUAUUACCAAUUUCCGUAGAGGUUCAAAGGAUAGCAGUGAUUCCUUUAGUUCUGGUUUAACUGUGGACGCUAUUAUUGAUCGUUUGAUCACUCCUGAUGUUGGACGUAAUGAUGAACAAAUUAUCCCUAUCUUUAUGAUCUUUUUCCGGAAAUUCAUGAAGCCCUCCGAACUAGUUUAUGCAUUGAUUGAAAGAUUUGAAAAUGAUCUGUGCAGAUUGUUAUUGCCAACUCGUCAACAAGAAAGGAUUGCCCAGAUAUUUGCUAUUUGGAUGACAGACUACUGGUCUGAUUUUAUUCAUUCUAAAACAAGGAAUCAAAUGUAUCUUUUUCUUGAUCGCAUUUCAGCAAUGGAAUUAUCCUCUUUACAACCUAUUUUAGACAUUCUACGACCGCUUUCUUUACAAUCUCCACCUGAUGAUGAUCUUGACAACUUUUGGGGAAAGACUGAUGACGAUGAUGAUGACGAUGAUGCAAUAGAUAUCAUUCAUAACAAGAAAAAGGAUAGUGGUUAUAUGUCCUUGCACUUUGGUAAUCAAUAUCGGCCUCAUUAUGCAGAACUUUUGGACGAACUCUAUUGGAAACAACUCAGCUCAACCAUUGAUGAAACAAGUCCUUCGGUUUAUGCAUCAUGCUCUACCCCAACUUCCUCACAACGCUCCUCCAUCUCUUCUUUGACAACAACUCCUCCUAAAUCAUCGAUGUCCGCCUCCGUAUCAAAAUUAUCAACAACACUUUCAACCCCUCAAUUUGUUUCGGAAACAAUAUCUACCAAAUCAUCGCCACUCGCAUCUCCCAACAAAACACAUCAUACCUCCUUGGCCCCUUCACUAUCUACUUGCUCUGGAUCUCCAACACAUGCACUGACUAUGGGUGACAACAAAUCAUCAUACCAAAACAAGUCAAUCCAUCUGAAUACUAAAGGGAAAGCUACGACUAAAAUUUCAUCUUCAGCUACAACAAAAUUGACUCGACCUGAGUUUGCUGGUGGUCUCAUUUCAAUGGAUUCAUUCAGUAGAUCAUCAUCAAUAGCAUCUACAUCAAGGUCUCCUAUCCGGCGGAACAUGAAAUCAUAUACUCCCCCUCCUCAUUCAAUGACUCCUGUUAUACCCAACACUCCUAUUCCUUCACUGGCAACGCUAUAUUCUCUCUCUGAAAGAAGUUUACCUACUCCAACAAUCAAGUCUCCUUCUUAUGUGGCCAUCGGAUCCCUUGGUAACAACAAUAGUAAAUUACACAAAACCUACAAAUGGAAGAAUGGUACAAUGUGUUCUACAAAUUAUUCAUCACAAAUGGCCAACGAUGUAUCGGUGAAAGACUACACCAAAAUGUUUUUCUCUUUAUCGGAUCAAGAAAUUGCUGAACAACUGACAUGGAUUGAAGGGGAACUAUUUGCAAACAUCAAGUCUAGGGAAUUUGUACGUAUGAUAUGGGCUAAUAAUGAUAUCAAACAGCAUCAACAUCGACGACAGUCUAUGGCAUCCUCAACAUCAGAUGAAUCACAAAGUGACCCUUCCUAUUUGGAUAAAAACGAGAAACAAACAACAGCAACAAGAACGAAAAGCGAUUUGUUGGCCUCCAUAUCUCACUUCAAUUUUAUCUCUGCUUGGGUGAUCAGCAUGAUGGUGUCACAACCUAAAUUUGGUAAACGUGUAGCCAUCCUCGAAAAAUUUAUGUCCAUUGCAGUGGUACUACGAGAUCUCAACAAUUAUAAUACUCUGAUGGCAAUUCUUGCCGGUGUCAACAAUGCUGCCAUUCUACGAAUGAAACACACUCAAGUCGCAAUCAAGAAGAAAAAAGCAUUCAAACGGUUCCAGAGUUUGGAAAAAUUAAUGAGCUCUGACAGAUCCUAUUGCUCUUAUCGUAUGGCGCUGAAAGCAUCUACUGACGGUCCAUGUAUACCCUACUUAGGUAUCCACAGUCAAGAUUUGAUUGCCUUGACUGAAGCGAAUAAAGAUAUGAAAACGGAUGGUACUAUACAUUGGGAAAAAUUUCGUCUGAUGGGUGACUGUAUUAUGACAAUCCUCAAAUUACAACAACCAAGACAUAACAUCAAGCCCAAUGAAAUGAUUCUGUCAUGGAUAGCUGAUUGCAAGAUAGCAUCUGAAGAGGACCAAUACGUACAAUCUAUACAAAUUGAACCCCGUUUGAAGACAUCAAGUAUGACACGUUUACGUGAACUCUGGUCUCGAAAAUAAUCUGUACCUUUUACCAAAAAUAAUUGAUUCCCUAAUCCCCCCUCUCCCUUAGUCCACUAUUUUUUUUUUUAAUCGUUUUUUUUUUAUUUCUUUUUUCUCCUUAUUGUAUAUUCAACUCCAAACCCUAUUCCCUUAUUCAUAUCUCUAUUCUACGUGACAUAUCAAAACACAUAUCCUAGUAUACAAAAAGCAUAUAUUUUUAUUUCAUUCUUCUAUGUACCAAAAAGAAAACUUUAGUCAAUUAACAAAC